UGGUCUCCUCUCGACGUGUUGAUGGUCGACCCGAGCGUCCGCGCCGAGCUGUAGUCCACCGGGAACCCGACGGUAACGGGAGUGUGUCCGCCAUGGCUCAGCAGAGAGGAGUCAACAGCCUGCAGUUCAACCAGGACCAGAGCUGUUUCUGCUGCGCGAUGGAGACCGGGGUCAGGAUUUAUAACGUGGAGCCGCUGAUGGAGAAAGGCCACCUGGACCAUGAGCAGGUGGGCAGCGUGGCCUCGUGCUCGAUGCUGCAUCGAUCCAACCUGCUGGCCGUCGUCGGAGGAGGAGUCAACCCCAAAUUCUCUGAAAUAUCUGUGCUGGUGUGGGACGACGCUCGAGAGUCACGAGACCCCAAAGACAAACUGGUUCUGGAGUUCACCUUCACCAAACCGGUUCUAGCUGUCCGCAUGAGACACGACAAGAUCAUCAUCGUGCUGAAGAACAGGAUUUAUGUUUACAGUUUUCCAGAUAAUCCGGUCAAACUGUUCGAGUUUGACACCAGAGACAACCCCAAAGGCCUGUGUGAUUUAUGUCCCAGUCUGGAGAAGCAGCUGCUGGUGUUUCCGGGUCAUAAAUGCGGCAGCCUGCAGCUGGUCGACUUGUCCAACACCAAGCCGGGGACGUCGUCCGCCCCGUUCACCAUCAACGCCCACCAGAGCGAGAUCGCCUGCGUGGCGCUCAACCAGCCCGGCAGCGUGGCGGCGUCCGCUUCUCGUAAAGGAACGCUCAUCCGCCUGUUCGAUACCACGACCAGAGACAAACUGGUGGAGCUGCGCCGAGGCACCGACCCCGCCACCCUCUACUGCAUCAACUUCAGCCACGACUCGUCCUUCCUGUGCGCCUCCAGCGAUAAAGGCACCGUUCACAUCUUCGCCCUCAAAGACACCAAACUGAACCGCCGCUCUGCGCUGGCGCGUGUGGGGAAGGUGGGCCCUGUGAUUGGUCAGUACGUGGACAGCCAGUGGUCAUUGGCCAGUUUCACCGUGCCGGCCGAGUGCGCCUGUAUCUGCGCUUUCGGAAAGAACACGUCCAAGAACGUCAACUCCGUCAUCGGUGAGGACACGCGUCAAAAUACACACGAUGUCUUAACUGUGCUUUAA
Molecule: messenger RNA, 1106 nt
Organism: Plectropomus leopardus (leopard coralgrouper)
Lineage: Eukaryota; Metazoa; Chordata; Actinopteri; Perciformes; Serranidae
Source: RefSeq, a predicted model, not a curated record